AGAUGCAGGAGAACAUCAUCAUAGGUUUGACUUAAUAGGAAAAUGGUGUCUGGCUGUUUUCUGUUUCCAUUUUUCCUCUAGUCACUGCUUGUUAGUAAACAUGCUUAACCACUAUCAAGGGAGAAAAUCAUUAAACCAACUGCAAUACUGUAUAUAAUUAUGGUGUUUCCUAUAUAAAUUCUUGAUAACAACUGUGCUUCAAGGCGACAUUGGACUAAUCAGGUGAAUCGGUAAAAACAUUUUGGUCCUGGAGGGCAGCAAUCAAUGUCAAGGAAAAAAAGGCAGGACUAUAUGACGGGACAAAAUCAGACCCAGGUGACGGAUUUCAUCUUUUCAGGAUUCACAGAUCAUCCAGAAUUACAAGUUGUUCUCUUUAAUGUAUUCUUGAUUAUUUAUAUCAUCACACUGAGUGCAAAUCUAGGGAUGAUCCUGUUGAUCAAGAUGGAUCCCCAGCUACAUACUCCAAUGUACUUCUUUCUCAGCCAUUUGGCCUUCCUGGAUGCCAGCUAUUCUUCAACUGUAACCCCCAAGGCAAUAACAGAUUUUUUAGCUGACAAGAAAACCAUUUCAUGGGGUGGAUGUCUUAUACAAUUUUUUAUGUUUGUUGCAUUGGUGACCACUGAAUUAUUUUUGCUCUCAGUCAUGGCAUAUGAUCGAUAUGUGGCCAUUUGCCAUCCAUUGCUUUAUUCUAGAAUUAUGUCCAAAAAGUGUUGUGUUUCCCUGGUAGUUGGUAUCUAUAGCUAUGGAUUUGUGAACUCCAUAAUCCAGACAGCAUUAACAUUCCAGUUAUCCUUCUGUGGUCCAAAUUUAAUUAACCACUUUUACUGCAAUGACCCACCACUUCUAGCUUUAUCCUGCUCGGACACUCAGACAAAAGAAAUCCAGCUUUUUGCCUUGAGUACAAUCAAUUUAACUGGGUCCCUCUUCACAGUCAUCAUCUCCUCUAUCUAUAUUCUGAAUGCCAUAUUUAGAAACCAUUCUACUAGCGGAAGACACAAAGCCUUCUCUACCUGUGCCUCCCACCUGACUGCUAUUGUGAUUUUCUAUGGCACCCUCUUCUUCAUGUAUGUGCAACCAAGCUCUUCUCAUUCUCUGAAUUAUGACAAAGUAAUUUCUGUGUUUUAUGCUGUUGUGAUCCCCAUGCUGAACCCCCUUAUCUAUGUUUUAAGAAACAAAGAAGUUAAAGGAGCCUGGAGAAAAAUGAAGGUUAAGAAAUUGUUUUUAUAAUAUGACAUGUAUAUAUGUGUCUAUUUUGCAACUUUUUAUAUCUUGCCCACUCAACAGAUCAUGAACUAGAUAAAAUGCAACAGAUUAAAAUUACAAAAUCAAUAAUGGAAAUGAGCCAAACUUUAAAAAAAACAGUAAUAAUAAAUCAACCUGUCCUAA
Crotalus tigris (Tiger rattlesnake) is the source of this 1386-nucleotide messenger RNA. RefSeq names its product olfactory receptor 1030-like. NCBI's taxonomy places the organism in Eukaryota, Metazoa, Chordata, Lepidosauria, Squamata, Viperidae. The transcript has 3 exons. Gene Ontology annotation, molecular function: odorant binding; olfactory receptor activity; G protein-coupled receptor activity. The record is from RefSeq and is a predicted model, not a curated record. Gene Ontology annotation, cellular component: membrane. Gene Ontology annotation, biological process: G protein-coupled receptor signaling pathway; sensory perception of smell. The coding region runs from base 265 to 1227 and encodes 320 amino acids.